ACUACCGAACGCGUUUUGGAUGCGUGACGAAGGAUUACAAUCCAAAGAAUAAACUGCUACCAAUGCAUGUUCGCUAUAAUUCCGAUCAUCAUCGAGCCCUAUCGAUUUAUUUAGAAAAUAAAUUGCAUCCUUCGCUGUAAUUAAAGCAUAGUAGCUCAUGUACAGCAGGUUUGACUCAAGUAAAAGUUUAUGUGCGGGAAAACAGAGCGCGCACUGUCGAAAGGGACGUGCCUGUCUCAGCAUUCUCCGAUCGAAGUAACCGAUUAAUUGCGGACAUUGGGCUCAGUUUCCAGUACUUCAUUAGCAUUAGGUACGGUUUCAAUAUCCAGUUACACCAAGUUAAUGACUUCGGGUCACUGGAAACUGUUUCGGUCACUUUUUUCUUUUUUGCGAAAUUGUUAAAGGACUUGUGUAGAGAUGUCUGAUGUUGACCUCCAUUCCCUUGUUUUGUGACAGAGAGUAGCCUACAAAUUAAACGAAACCAGCUCAUAUCCCAUUAGUAUUGCAGGAUUGUUCUUUUUUUAGGGGCGACUGCACAGAUUUUGAAGACACCAGCCCUCAUUGCUCCAUUGUGUGCUCUCAUUGAGCUGUCCACCUUAUGUUUUUCGUUUCCUUUGCUGUCUGCCACACUUUUUGCACCAGAUGAUUCUGAAAGAGGGCCAGUGUCCUGGAUUAACUGCUGAAGUGAUACAGGCUUUGAGGACUCAGAACAUCCGAACUGUAGUCGAUCUGGUGACAGCAGAUGCAGAGGAGCUAUCAUGUAAAUGUUCACUGUCAUACAAGACACUUGUGGCUAUAAAUCGUGUCCUACUUGCGCAAUAUGCUUCAUUUCCUAUAAAUGGGGCUGACCUUUACGAUGAGUUACUGAGCUCCACUGCCAUCCUAUCUACUGGAAAUGAGAGUCUUGACAAGCUGUUAGAUUCUGGCCUGUAUACAGGCGAAGUGACAGAAUUAAUCGGAGCACCAGGAAGUGGGAAAACACAGGUCUGCCUUGGUGUGGCAGCAAAUGUGGCAUGUGAGUUAAAGAGAAAUGUUGUCUAUAUCGAUUCAACAGGAGGUCUGUCAGCCUCUCGCCUGUUGGAGAUUGUGAAGUCUAAGGUGUCCACUGCAGAGCAGCAGCUGGAUGCUCUGCGUAGGAUCUAUGUCACUGAAGUUUUUGAUAUAUUUUCCAUGCUGAAGGUGCUUCAAACUUUAAGAACUGGAGGUUUUCCAGAGGUGAGUGAAAAUAGUCCCAGUGGCAGCAGCUCUCUGAAGGCAGUCAUUGUAGAUUCUGUGAGAGCUGUCCUCCUUCCUGUCAUUGGUGGUAACCAGACAGAAGGAUUGUCACUUAUGAUGCAGCUGGCAGGGGAGUUGCGAAUGAUUUCUCGGGACUUCUGUGUUGCUGUGCUGGUGACAAAUCAUGUGACACGAGAGAGUAAUGGAGCAGUGAAACCAGGAUUGGGGCGCUCGUGGAGUCAUGUUCCUCGCACACGCAUUCUGUUACAGCAUGUGAAUAGUGAGAUGACAACACAAAAUGGAUUGCGCCGGGCAACCCUAUUGAAGUCAUCCCGACAGCCAUGUCAGCUUUCAGAGGAGUUUUGCCUUGGAUCUUGGAACCAUCACAAAGUUGUGAAAGAAGCCAAAGAAGACAGCAUUCCUGAAGAAGCUCAUUAGGCAGAAUGUUCUGCAUUUGAUCAAUGCAGAGCUAUGGACCAUCUCAUGAUGUGAUAAACAAAGUAAAUAUUUGUGAGUUAACAUAAACAUGACAUAAUACAGUGCUUUUUAUCAUCUUCUAUGUACAAUGACAGACUCCCUUAUGUGAUCUACAGUAUCAUUGUCUCUGGCAUAUUUUUUUUAACUAAUUCUAAAGUCACUGAAUACCUGUUUUACUAACUCCGACUAGUAGUGCAAAGUAAAUGGCACAUGGCAGGGUGCAAAGCGUUAGUUUGUUUUACCUGUAAACUUUUCUAGCCACUUUGUUAGUAAGUAAUUCAGUUUGAGGAGAUAGUAUUAUUCAAAACUACAAAACUGAUAAAUGUUUUUUAUAUUGAAAUUAAUUAAAGUUUAUUUUUUUAAACCAA
Molecule: messenger RNA, 2060 nt
Organism: Polypterus senegalus (gray bichir)
Lineage: Eukaryota; Metazoa; Chordata; Cladistia; Polypteriformes; Polypteridae
Gene: rad51d
Product: RAD51 paralog D
Exons: 11
Coding region: 643-1653 (336 amino acids)
Biological process (GO): telomere maintenance; DNA strand invasion; reciprocal meiotic recombination
Cellular component (GO): Rad51B-Rad51C-Rad51D-XRCC2 complex; replication fork; centrosome
Molecular function (GO): four-way junction DNA binding; ATP-dependent DNA damage sensor activity; single-stranded DNA binding
Source: RefSeq, a predicted model, not a curated record